Molecule: messenger RNA, 678 nt
Organism: Bufo gargarizans (Asiatic toad)
Lineage: Eukaryota; Metazoa; Chordata; Amphibia; Anura; Bufonidae
Product: thioredoxin-like
Exons: 5
Coding region: 152-469 (105 amino acids)
Molecular function (GO): protein-disulfide reductase activity
Source: RefSeq, a predicted model, not a curated record
UCCUGUCCCUCCCCGUCCCCCGUGUGACCAGCGCUCCCGGAGCCAUUACACAAGCCUGGCCCCGCCCACUGCACCCUGUCUAUUUACUCCUCCCGCGGCCGGGUCUUCUUCUCGCUUUGCUCGUUGCCUAUCUGAACCGGUCACCGACGCCAUGGUCCGCUAUGUGGAGAGUCUGGGGGAAUUUAAGACUGCCCUGAUAGAAGCUGGAGACUCACUUGUAGUUGUGGACUUCACAGCCACAUGGUGUGGGCCAUGUAAAAUGAUUGGACCUUUCUUUGAUACCCUGAGUACAAAGUACGCCGAUGUUGUGUUUCUUAAAGUGGAUGUGGAUGAUGCAGCGGAUAUUGCAGCAGAAUGUGAUAUUAAAUGUAUGCCAACUUUUCGCUUCUAUAAAAAUGGAAAACAGGUGCAUGAAUUCAGUGGUGCCAACCAGACCACUUUGGAGCAGAAAGUGGUAGAACUAAAAUAAUAUGUAAUGGCUAUCUGCUAAUAUUCAUGUAUUUUCUAUAUAUUAUGUACACAUUUUAAACAGGCUAUCAAAUACUUAUAUAUGAAGGAAACUGCAACCAUUCCUCUUUAGUCAAGCUCUAUAGAACGUGCUAACAUUUCCAUUACUAUUGUGCUGUAAAUGGAAUGAAUCCAAGGACCUGAGUUGAUUAAAAUGUCUGCUAGACCCCA